CGAUUUGCAAAGUAUUAAAAGUUUCGAUUACGUCAAAUGGAAGAAAAAACGUACUUUUUCCCAAUAGCCAGGUUUUUUAUGGAAAUAACAACGAUAUGGCAGCCUAAUAAAAUGACCGAAACCUCACGUAAAGUGUACACGGCAUUAGCCUAUUUAUUUAAGGGAAAUUAUUGCAUCUUCAUCGCUUCGUACUUUAUCGGUUUAAUUACCACAGAUUCGGAGGAAGAUCGCGAAAGUAAUUUGCAAUAUCUUCCCACUGUGAUCGCCAUUGCAGUAAGGAUGUGGUUUCUUCAUACCAAAGAAAUUAAAGCAAUUUUUUCAGGCAUUUACCGCCUCGAAAGAAAACUGGCUUCAGAAGAAAACAAAAAUUUGAGAAACCUAUUCUUCGACGAAGUGAAAUACAACAAAAAUUUAACAAAACUACUCAUUGCUCUAAACAGUUUUACCAAUAUACAGAUGUUUAUUUUAUCGAUAUAUCUAUGCAUGAAAUUGAAGAUGAUCAUUAUGGCCGUCGCUUGGUAUCCAUUCGAUAAACACCAAUACAUAUACCUAGUAGCUUUGCACCAGAUUUUCAGCACGACCUACGCCACUGUGGUUUACCUAGGAUUAGAUAUCACCAUCGUGCCUCUAAUUUUAUUUGCCACCACUAGAUUAAAGUUGCUGUGCUACAAGUUUAGGCAUUUCGAACAAAUGACGAAAAAUUCCGGUUUGUCCCGCAGGGAGUAUUUAAGGUCGUUGGUCGAGGAACAUCAUGAUAUCAUAAGUUACGUCGUUUCCGUCAAUUAUUCUUUGCGAUGGUGUUUCAUCAUCGACUUCAUAAUGAAAUCUUACUCGUUUACGCAAUAUCUUUAUUCAGUAUUAAAAUCAUUCAAUGAAGAUCGUUCUCGAUUGGUUCUUGCUCUGCUGGUGUUCUUGUUGGUCUCAUUUGAAACUUGGUACAUCAGUUAUCACGGGAACGAAUUGAUUCUAGCUAGCCAAGAAUUGUCCAAAUGCAUUUUCGCUAAUAAUUGGUACGAAUUGGACGUUGGCAUGCAAAAGGAUCUUCUAAAGAUUAUUGUUCGGUCUCAACGACCGUUGAGUAUCGUCGUCCAACAUUUGUAUAAUAUUGACAAUAAGUUGUUUUUAAAAAUUAUGAAAGCUGGAUACACGUUUCUGUUAUUCUACAACGUAUAAUAAUCGCACACGUCACAUACUAAAGGAAUUUUAUUUGUAGAAUAUCUCUUACAUGUAAUUAGUAGAUAAUAUAGAAUUUGAAG
Molecule: messenger RNA, 1256 nt
Organism: Phyllotreta striolata
Lineage: Eukaryota; Metazoa; Arthropoda; Insecta; Coleoptera; Chrysomelidae
Source: the annotation of a GenBank genome assembly